AUGUCGCGCUCCUUUCUAAUGGACUCGCUGCUCAGCGAUAUCCCACCGCUCAACAAGAACAAGGAACCUCUUGACUCACCCACUGCCAAUGCAACGGCUGCUGCUGUGGCUGCCUCAGCUGCUGCAGCCGCAAUGCUGCCGGGGAUACCCAUGCUGCCUUAUCCAGCAAGCUAUGUUGGCAGCUACCUCUUCUCACUUGGCAUCCAGCAGCAGCAGCAGCAACAACAACAGCAACAACAACAGCAGCAGAAGCAUCAAGCAUCAGUUGCAGCGGCUGCGGUUCACGCCUCUCUGUAUCAUCCGUAUGCGCAGCUUUUUGCCUCCAAGCGGAAGUCGAAUGGGUUCGGAAGCUAUGAUGACUGCUAUCCAUCUCCUCCGCUGUCGGCCAAUGCCGUUGCACACGGCUCGAAUGCUCAAUUUGGUCUCCCAUUAAUUCCGCCGACGGGAGUCUACGGUCAAAGCCUUCACGAAGUUGGUGCCUUCUGUACUUCGCCAUCGGCAUCCUCGACAACUUCGUUGGAUUACGGGAAUCCCGAUGAGCAGUUAACGAAACGUUUCAAGCGUGAGUCUUCUUGUUCGCCUGCCAGCUCUCCCGUUAAGUCCCAACAAGCAGUUUCCAGUGGCGGCUUGGAGAUCACGCCAUUGAUCAACGACUAUGCCGACUCCAGCAAACGCAUCCGCACUGCCUUUACCAGCACCCAGUUGCUCGAGCUGGAAAGAGAGUUCUCCCAUAAUGCCUACUUGUCACGCCUACGACGCAUCGAGAUUGCCAACCGCCUUCGGCUAUCAGAGAAACAGGUGAAGAUAUGGUUCCAGAAUCGCCGCGUAAAGCAGAAGAAGGGCGGCUCCGAAAGCCCCACCUUUAAUUCAUCAGUCAACUCGAGUAGCCCCCAGGCGUCACCCAUAGCCAAGUGCUGUGCGUAA
Molecule: messenger RNA, 924 nt
Organism: Drosophila hydei
Lineage: Eukaryota; Metazoa; Arthropoda; Insecta; Diptera; Drosophilidae
Product: homeobox protein Hox-B7-B
Exons: 1
Coding region: 1-924 (307 amino acids)
Biological process (GO): regulation of transcription by RNA polymerase II
Cellular component (GO): nucleus
Molecular function (GO): RNA polymerase II cis-regulatory region sequence-specific DNA binding; DNA-binding transcription factor activity, RNA polymerase II-specific
Source: RefSeq, a predicted model, not a curated record